AUGACGCUUGUUCCCUGGGAGAUGGGGAGGCCUUUAGUGUGGGACGCCACUUGCGUUGACACUUUAGCGCCCUCCCAUCUUCCUACUACCGGCGUCAAGGUGGGUUCGGCUGCUGCUUCUGCAGAGGACCUCAAGCGGCGCAAAUAUGUAAAUCUCAAUGAGACUUACAUAUUUGAGCCGUUUGGAGUUGAAACUCUGGGCCCGUGGGGACCAAGCGCCCACAAACUGUUUCAGAGCUGGGGUCAGACGGACGGCCACCGGUUCACGUACCCCGCGUCUCCCCUCCUGACCCAAGGAGGAGACGUGGCCUCAGGCACCAUGUGCCCCCAGGAGCCAGGGGAAGGGGACGAGUGCGUGCAUGUCAAGAAUGUACCCCUGCAUUCUACCGUGGAGAUGAUCAUGUUCGAUCAAGGUGGCGAAUCAGACCACAUAUUCCACCUCCACGGCUACAGCUUCUACGUGGUCGGCGUCAAAGAGUUCAACAAGAGCCUCACCAUGGAAGAAGUGAAACAAAUGAACGAGGAUGGAAUCCUGCUUACUCGGAACCUUGAGGACCCUGUAAUAAAGGACACCAUAGUAAUUCCCAGGUUUGGUGUGGUAGCUCUACGUUUCAAGGCAGAUAACCCUGGCUACUGGAUGAUGAGGGACGAACGAUCCACCCACUGGACGAGAGGGUUAGACUUUAUACUCAAAGUAGGUGAAGAAAGAGACUUUGUUCAGGCUCCUUCAGACUUCCCCAAAUGCGGGUCUUACGUAGGACCCGAAUACUUCUUAAUAUAGUAUCGCAAAGUUACCAACAAGCCUCCGUAGGUAAUCAUUUUUUAUUGAUUAAUUAUAACUGAGAUACGAUUAAGUGUGGUUCAUGAGGCUGAUAAAUUAAUGAGCUAGCAACGGUAUUUAGCUGAGUAGUUAUCAAUGUAUUACUCAAUUAGUA
Messenger RNA from Ostrinia furnacalis (Asian corn borer), 934 nucleotides. Its product is annotated as laccase-10. Gene Ontology annotation, molecular function: oxidoreductase activity; copper ion binding. The coding region runs from base 1 to 780 and encodes 259 amino acids. The transcript is spliced from 3 exons. Gene Ontology annotation, biological process: iron ion transport. NCBI's taxonomy places the organism in Eukaryota, Metazoa, Arthropoda, Insecta, Lepidoptera, Crambidae. Gene Ontology annotation, cellular component: plasma membrane. The record is from RefSeq and is a predicted model, not a curated record.